AUGUUUCUCAUCGCUUGUUUCACGUACUUCUUGAGUCUUUCAGUGCUUGUAUCAUGCAGCCAUCACUCUGCUAUUCCAAUCAUGGGACAAUUUUCUUCCAACGACAGGCAGUCACUUAGAUUAUUCUUCGAUUUACACACUCCCGAUUCUGCCAAGGAUCACACGAAACUCUAUCAUAUCUUGAUGGGCUUGUAUUCCAUUGGUGAAAAUAUAAAGGAAAAGACCAAGUUUUGUUCCACCUUCCUGGCUCCAAUAACAACAACUGAUUUUGCACUUCACCAUUCAUACGGUUUAACGAGGUUGGGCCUACUAGAUUGCAAGCACUCCGGAUUUACUUCUACUCCCAUUGUAAUCAGUGCAUGCCAUACGCGAAACGCUUUAUCUCCCAUGUUUCUCAUCGCCUGUUUCACGUACUUCUUGAGUCUUUCAGUGCUUAUAUCAUGCAGCCCUCACUCUGCUAUCCCAAUCAUGGGACAAUUUUCUUCCAACGACAGGCAGUCACUUAGAUUAUUUUUUGAUCUACACGCUCCCGAGUCUGCCAAAGAUCAUACGAAACUCUAUCAUAUCUUGAUGGGCUUGUCCUCCAUUGGUGAAAAUAUAAAGGAAAAGAACAAGUUUUGUUCCACCUUACUGGCUCCAAUAACAACAACUGAUUUUGCACUUCACCAUUCGUACGGUUUAACGAGGUUGGACCUUCCAGAUUGCAAGGUAACUGUCCGUUUUGCUUAG
Molecule: messenger RNA, 729 nt
Organism: Dicrocoelium dendriticum
Lineage: Eukaryota; Metazoa; Platyhelminthes; Trematoda; Plagiorchiida; Dicrocoeliidae
Source: the annotation of a GenBank genome assembly